CACCGCCGGCCCCUCGGCAGUGGGACGCGGCGAGCGGAGCGAGGCAGCUCGUCCUGCCCCACCGGCCAUGGCGCUGCCGCGGGUGCUGCUGGCGCUGGCCGGGACGGGCGCAGCCGCCGGCCUGGGUGAAGCAUGCCAGGGCGGCGGAACGGGCCGGGGCGGCGGGGGAGCGUUUUUCCCUCGGGUCUCGGUGGUUUCCCCACUGGGGACGGGUGGGGGGGGUUGCGGGGGGCCAGCAGCGCAGCCCCUCACCGGCCCCGCUCCCCCAGUCCUGCUGCCCUACGUGCCCCGGGCGCCCCGGCAGGCGCUGGCGGGGAAGGUGACCGCCACCACCUUCGCGCUGGACAAGCCCUUCUGCGUCUUCGACGGCUACGCGAACGCCACCGACAGCGUCUGGCUGGCCGUCGCGUUCGCCAACGCCUCGGCCGCCUUCAGGAACCCGGCGUCCCCGGCCGCCGUCCCGCCCUACGGGGAGCUGCGGGCCGCGCUGUCCUACAUGACGCUGGAGACGCCGGCCAGUGCCUACGCCUGCCGCCAGCGGAGCGACGCCGUCCUGCGGGUGGGCAGCGACACGGCGUGCGGCGCUGAGAGCGGCCCGGCCCCCUGCAACGGGCCCCUGCCCUCCCCGGGGCCCUACAGGGUGAAGUUCCUGGCGCUGGGUCCCCGCGGCCCCACGGCGGAGACGCGCUGGUCUGAGCCCAUCGUCCUGCGGCGAGCCUGCAGCCCCGGCACCCUGGAGCCCAGCCCCGCACGCCGCGGCAGCACCACGCUCGUCAUCGCCUCCGUCCUCGCCGGCCUCGGGGCCGCGCUGGCCGUGGGGCUCCUCGGCGCCGUCCGCGCCCAGCUGUGCCGGCCGCGGCGCCGGGACCCGGCCGCCGGCUCCUUCGCCCGCAGCUCCUACCGGACCCACCACAUCCCCCCGGCGCCGGCGCCCCCCGGCAAGGCCUGCGCUGCCAGGGCCCUGCGCUGAGACCCCCCCGGGGCCGUGCAUGCCCCCCGCCGUACUGCCGCGCCGCGGGCCCUGGCAUCCCCCUCCCGACGAGUAAAGUCUGGCUUCGACCUGC
Molecule: messenger RNA, 1064 nt
Organism: Dromaius novaehollandiae (emu)
Lineage: Eukaryota; Metazoa; Chordata; Aves; Casuariiformes; Dromaiidae
Gene: UPK3B
Product: uroplakin 3B
Exons: 5
Coding region: 68-970 (300 amino acids)
Cellular component (GO): membrane
Source: RefSeq, a predicted model, not a curated record